AUGAUGGACAACACUAGCGAACCGUUUGCAAGGUUGGUGGAGGUUGGCGUUAAGCCCUCCAAAGGAGACGAGGACAUUGACAUCGAUUCAGAUGACGGCUUGUCCUCGGAAAGCGCAGCGCAGGAGGCGUGUGAACCGCCACUUAGACCCCGGCGACGGAGUACAGUUCUUGGUCCGGAGACCUCUGGAUGUUACCUCAUUUUCAAUGACCAGCAGAAAAGGUGGACUGGCCAGUGGAGUCCCGGUGCCGUCGACGACGCAGUGUUUUUCAUGCGACCGAAAGUGAAGGUUCCGCAGUUCAAAUACACGAAGAAAGAAAUCAUCGUCCUCAAGAGCGAUAAUAUUUUGAUGCGAGAUGAACGCAAAGACUUCUUGCAGGGUCUCUGUCUUUUUGUUAAGCUGGCGAAGGAGUUCCAGGGGGACUUCUUGGUGAUCUCAAAGGCUGACUUGGAUGACAGGAAGGUUGUCCUGCUUGGCUUGAAUGAACAGCAUGAGAUUCAACAUUUUGACAGUGAGGACGUGUUCUACUCGGCGAACAACCUAGCCGCGGUCGCGGUUGCGCCGACUGCCUCGAUCGCCUUCAAGGCUAAAACUAUGGAAGUGCCGAUUUUUGUCGGCCUUGCUCAGCAAGAAGGCGGCUUCGCUGUGAGCUUCGAUACACGCCAGGGCAAGAAGUGA
Molecule: messenger RNA, 678 nt
Organism: Besnoitia besnoiti
Lineage: Eukaryota; Apicomplexa; Conoidasida; Eucoccidiorida; Sarcocystidae
Exons: 4
Coding region: 1-678 (225 amino acids)
Source: RefSeq, a predicted model, not a curated record